This is a messenger RNA of Zingiber officinale, 531 nucleotides long. RefSeq lists its product as uncharacterized. The coding region runs from base 1 to 531 and encodes 176 amino acids. The record is from RefSeq and is a predicted model, not a curated record. The transcript has a single exon. NCBI's taxonomy places the organism in Eukaryota, Viridiplantae, Streptophyta, Magnoliopsida, Zingiberales, Zingiberaceae.
AUGGCGAGAAAGAAGGCCCAGACCCCCAUGUCGAAGGAGGCGCCGGUUCCCACCGGUGUGGACCGCCGAAACCCUACAUUCCGCCAUGAUACGGGAAGUAGGUGCACGCGGUUCGCGGAGUCGGCGGGGGAGACGGCGGCUGAAUGCGCGGCGAUCUGCUGCUGCUGCCCCUGCGGCCUCGUGAAUCUCCUCGCUGUCGUGACGGUUAGGCUACCGGCGGUGCUUGCCCGGAAGACCCUUCGGUGUCGGAGGAAGCUUCGUAGGAAUAAAGGCGCGAUCUUGUGGACCGAAUCCCGCGCCUUUGGCGAGGGCGAUGGCGAUGGCUUCACCUCUCACGGAGGGGCUCUCCUGGCGGAGGGCGGCGGAGAGCAGUUGUGGCAGGGGAGAUCGCCGUCGGAGGAGGUGUCGGAAGUGGAGAAGAUCAUGCGGGCAAGCUUCUACGGCGCAGGGUUUUGGCGGAGCCCUUCGCGGAUUACAGAAAAGGAGGAGGAGUGCCAAAUGGUGGCAUCUUCGCGUGUUAAUCAGAAAUGA